Molecule: messenger RNA, 1299 nt
Organism: Acaromyces ingoldii
Lineage: Eukaryota; Fungi; Basidiomycota; Exobasidiomycetes; Exobasidiales; Cryptobasidiaceae
Exons: 5
Coding region: 1-1299 (432 amino acids)
Source: RefSeq, a predicted model, not a curated record
AUGAAGCUCACCUCGGUCAUCAAACUCUCACUGAGCAGCUGGCUUCUCUCUAGUGGGGGUAUUGGACGCCAGCAGAGCGAGAUUAUUGGACGCAAGCAGGGUGAUGGAUACUCUCAGUGGUCGUCACCCUUGUUGGGAUCAUCUGGGCAGCACAUAGAGAACCACCACGUCCUGACUGAAGAUCCUCGAGCUCAGGACAAGGGUAAGGAGAAGGCAUUGGCCUCUCAAGACCCCACACAGAGACAUCUGUCUCAACCGACGCUGCCCCAAGAUCUUUCCGAUCAUACUUCCAUGGGCAUUAACGAAAUCCAUGAAGCGUCGUGGGAGCUCUCCCAAAACAACGACCGCCAAGUUAUGACUGGUUACACUGGCGCAAAGGAUAAAGGCAAGGGGAAAGCAUCAGGCUCCCAUCACCUGGAUCAAGAUGCACACAGUUCUCCUUCGUAUUCAGAAGAAUUGGCAACAAAUAUCAUCCUGGAUGCAUACGACGAAGGGCGUUUUCCCGAAAGUUCAGAGGACCUUAAGGGCGACCCUCGUCUUGAAUACGUCUAUAACACGCGCGGGCAAGGAGAACAUUCGAAGCUGGAUGGGUGGAAUGGUCAAUUUACGAAUGAUCAGUCGCUUGCGUCGGAAGCUUGGCCACUUCAACACCACGAUCCGUACUCGGAACAUCUGUCGUGGUCAUAUGAUCAGAACGCUCAGCCCAUGAUAGUUCAUCAAUGCUCGGGCGCUCAAUUCAAUAAGCCCCAGUCGCACCGACGUUGGUCGGGCAAUGCGGAAGGACAACCACAAAAGGUUCACCGCAAAAAGUUCAAAUAUGCUUCAGGAGAGAUCAAAAAUGAUUGGGAAGCCUUCAACUACAUGCUCACGACUACUUUCUAUAACGCUGUGAACGAUGCAGUCAGCCGAAAACAGUCAAUCGACGGCUCCGUUGCAGGUAGGACAAGGGGCUAUCUGGCUGAAGCUCCCCCUACAUGGUCCAUUUCGGUUGUCGACAAUCCGUUCGGAGCCAUCGAGGAACGUAUUUCUCAAUGGGCCAACCAGAAGAGGAAUGAGCUCGCCUUGAGAAGAGGAAGCGACGAGCUCGUAUAUAUGUGGCGAGACAAAUCGACGGAAAAGUGGAUCAUGAAGGAAGACUAUUCAUCUUCGUCCAGCAGAAUCACCAGCCAUCCCGCGGAUUGGUUCCGAAAGAGCGCCAAGUGGAACCCUAUCGCGGCUUACUUAGAAAAAAAGAGGAAAGCAGCAGAUCGGGCGAAAAAACGCGCGUCUGCGCGAAAGCGUCAGCAGGGUCAUGACUGA